Molecule: messenger RNA, 255 nt
Organism: Pediculus humanus corporis (human body louse)
Lineage: Eukaryota; Metazoa; Arthropoda; Insecta; Psocodea; Pediculidae
Exons: 4
Coding region: 1-255 (84 amino acids)
Source: RefSeq, a predicted model, not a curated record
AUGGACAGUAUAAUUUUUAUAAACCUUAGGAAAAUACGUUAUGAAAAAAUAACGAAAAAAUAUCCUUUCGGGUACGUUCGGCUACGUUCGGAAAGAUUCAUGUUCGAAAAAAAAAGAGACAUAAAAAGAGCAAAAAAAAAGGGAGAUAUGAAAGAAGCAAAAAAAAAAAAAAAAGAUAGAAAUAAAAUAGAAGAAGAAGAAGAAGAAAAAGAUAUAAGAAAGGGAAACGAAGGGAGGAUUGAUAUAGAUGGAUGA